AUGGCAUUAAAACAAAAAACUCAAGCAUCAUCAAAUAACAUUAAAAACAACAACAAUGAUAUCCGUAUCAAAAGCAACCUUCGGAUACGCAACACCAACGAAAUAGAUACUACAGGAAAAAGAUUCACCUUUCAAGUUCGAGGUGCAUCAUAUCCUCCGAUACGUCGUACUUGUAACAAUCUAAAAACAUCGACAAAUUGUAAAUCUUGUAAUCAGAAUUGGCAGUAUAUCGAUAGUUUGGAAGCGAGAUUGAACGACUUAUAUUUAACUGUCGACAAAUUGAGUAGAGUCAAAGUGAUCACAAACAGUUUUGAAAAAGAAAAGUUCGAUUUUUCAAAUAUGGAUAUCGAAGAGCUUUUAAAUAUAUCACAAAAUAUUCGGUUAUAA
Molecule: messenger RNA, 387 nt
Organism: Ambispora gerdemannii
Lineage: Eukaryota; Fungi; Glomeromycota; Glomeromycetes; Archaeosporales; Ambisporaceae
Source: the annotation of a GenBank genome assembly